AUGAACGACACAUUUAAGGUAGCAACAGCAAUGGACUGUAGUAAAUUUACACCAUAUGAUAUGUUGGCCAGAGCUGAUCCUUUGAUGAGGAUUAAUUACAUGGGCUGUAGAACAUUCAGCUUGCUGUUGUAUAUGUACGAGUUGAACGUAACUUACGUUAACUUGAAAACACUUAAUGGCUCUACGAACUAUGAAGCAGACGUUUUCAUCGUACCUCGCUUGCUUUCAUUACAAAUUCUGGAGAACUCGCAUCCAAUUUUUCCCAUUUUAAACCGACGCUACGGUUUCAUUCUCCGACAACAUCAUGAUAUAACGAACAUCCGCUACUACAGCUUGCCUUUCCAAAGAUCUGUAUGGAACGUUCUCUAUGCCAUCUGUUUGUUUAUUUCCAUAUUGUUCUACCUACUGAAUGGCCUGGAAAGGAGGAUCGUUCCCCAAAAUACGAAUAGAGAGUGUUCUUUUUUCUAUGAACUCCUGCUUGCCAUUGGAGCGUACUGUCAACGUGUACCACACAUUAAAGCAAAGCUCUGGUCUCGUCGAAUGGCGUAUACCAUCUUCAUCACCUUCGGCUAUCUCGUCCAUUGUUAUUAUACUUCUAACCUGCUCUCUUGUCUGGUGAAGGACAGAGACAGCGAUAAGGCACUGGUGGUUCUAGUCGAGAGACAUUAUGAGUUGGCUGUGCUUGACAAUAUGUCAUUCGAUGAGGAUUCUGCAUUAGUUGCAAAACAUAAUACAUAUUUUGAAGAAAAGCUACAAAGCCGGUUUACCGAGGCCGUGAAAAUGGACAUACUCACAGCUUUAGGAGCUAUUAUGUCGGGCAGAUUCGCCGUUUUCUCAGAUUACAUCACAUUAUAUCCAUUUAUUCGUAGAUAUUUUGACGAUGAAGAAAUAUGCGAUUUAAUACAUGUAGAUAUGUACACUGAUAUUAAAAAAUAUUUCUUUACAUCCAAGGAAUUUCCUUAUAUAGAACAGUUUAAAGUUGGCGCCCUACGACUAAAGGAAGCCGGUCUAUUGCAACGAUUGAAGACCCACUUACUAUACACUCGGCCAACGUGCCCGAGCUCACCUCCUGUCGUUCCGAGUUUAAGACUAGUAGCUUAUCCUUUCAUUUUAUUGAGUGCUGCAUGUGUUUCCUCGUUGUUAGUACUUGGCAUGGAAAACUUGCAUUAUAAUUAUGUGAACAAUAGGAAGCCGCGUUGGUCUUAUAUUAAUUAACUUUGAAUAUAAUGGUUAAUGGUAUAAAGCAACCAAUUUAGGACAACUGUAACGACGACGUGGCGUCGACGUCUAAUAGGUGCCACCGCAACUCUGUCGGGCAUGUAUGACUUCACGAUUCCAUUUUGUGGUUUUAUUAAGGCAUUAUGUUUAGUAGCAGUGGAGCUCCUUGUGAAAGAGUUCGUCAAGGGAAGUAUUGCCACCUUACUCUACUCACACAUUACUUAUCUGCAGCCAAGCGGUAAUGUGGUUUUAGAUUUAUAGGGUACUGGUGAAAUUUCAAACAUCUGG
This is a messenger RNA of Hyposmocoma kahamanoa, 1506 nucleotides long. RefSeq names its product ionotropic receptor 75a-like. The transcript has 7 exons. The record is from RefSeq and is a predicted model, not a curated record. Lineage: Eukaryota; Metazoa; Arthropoda; Insecta; Lepidoptera; Cosmopterigidae. Bases 1 to 1215 code for a protein of 404 amino acids.